CUUCGCAGACGAUCCGUGCCGAGCUGUCACGCCUCGCUGCUGCAUGGUUCCUGCCCCCGGUGCCGCGGUGCGUUCUAGCCAAGUUUGAGUCGGAGCCGCUCGGCGUCUCGGGCUCCGUCGUCCCCGGUGUUCCGUCUUCUUCUGCUCACCGAGCCAGAACCCUUCCAAGCUGCUUACCGGCUCAUUUGUAUCGGCUUCACAGCGCGCCGCUCCCGCUGCCCGUGCAGGACACUUGUAGCCUACAAGUGGACGGGAGACCUGCGGACGCUCCAUUGAACGUAUCCCACUUUUGUUUCCUGACCUUUUUUUCCUUUUUACCGGGAGGAACGGAGGAGCAGCAGCGGCAGCGGCGGGAACCAUGAGCGGACGCGGGGACGAAGCCGGGGAGAGCUCCGGCUCCCAGGAGCCCACCACGGGGGCCGCGGAGCCCCAGAAGAGGAGGCCGGGGAGACCGCGGAAGCCCCAAAAAGAGCCCAGUGGAGAGCCUGUCCCCAAGCGACCUAGGGGCCGCCCCAAAGGAAGUAAGAACAAGGGCCCCUCAAAGGCGGCGCAGAAGAAAGCCGAGGCGACCGGGGAGAAAAGACCCAGGGGGCGACCCAGGAAAUGGCCGCAACAAGUCGUCCAGAAAAAGCUUGCUCAGGAAGAAGAGGAUGAAGAGGAAGAAGAGCAGGAUGGAGAGUCCCCAGAGGAGGACUAAGCUACCACACCAUGAAAUCUCUACCUCAUUCAGCUGUCAGGUCUUUCAAAGGGAAAAGACUGUCAUGACCACUUAUUUUUGACUUUAUCCCGCAUGCUAUUAUACUCGGUUUAAUUUCAGUUAGAGAAUUUCAAUCUUUGCUCUGUCACCGAACGGGCAAAAAUGUCCAGCAAAAGUGUGGCCUUUAAAUUCCCUUUCAUACAGUUUCACAUAGACCGCACAGUCAACUUGUCAUUACUGUGCUAGUGUUAGCUCUUAUUGGUUGAACAGAUUCAAACAAGCACAAAGUUCAGCUCCAGACAUUCUGGCUGUCGAAACAAACAAAUGAGGCAACACACGGACACAACAUGGUUCCUGUACAACACACCUACACUCCUCAAUGAGACGCAACCAGUCAGUAAAUGUUUGGCAGUGUUUGAUUUAGGAUCUUCAGAGCAGCAUCAUCUUCACAUGAGUGAGCAGCAUUCUGAAGACUACUCUAUGUGCACAUACACACACAGUCUUUCACACACGGUCACAGUGACUGAUUCAUGAUGGCAGGAAAGAGACUGGGACAGUAGAACAACUGUUCUAAUACAUCUAAAACAAACCAGCCCCCUCACCCGGGCUGUUAGGUCACCAAUCACAGGGAGACACAGAGAUCUUUACUCAGUGGCAGUUUUCAUGUUGGCUAGAAGCCAUUUAAAAAGGACUUGUUCACGCGGUUAGCAUUAGCUCAGACUGAGUCUCCAAACAUCAUCUUUACAUCUAAAUAAAACUAAUUAGAAAUGAGAACAAUCCUUAACCUUUCUGGUCAAUUUCACCAGUUUACAUACAUUUCAAUAUUAAUGUAAGAUGCUCUGCUGGAAGGAUGGUUGUUCAAUUUCAAUGAAAAGACCAUUUAAUUAACUAAUAGUCUUUAUAACUUAAAUCGAUCAAUUUGGAGCCUCUUGUUUUUGUCCGUUUGAAAACACGACAGCUUUAAUAUUUACACAUUGUAGCUUCACAUGAUAUAUCCAGGGUUGGGUUCUUCAUUGGAACCUGCUCCAGGUGGACAAAGUACCUGUGUUUGCUAAACUCCCAACAGAUCAUUCUUAUUGAAUAUUUUCUUCCUCUUCACUUUUUAUUCAGCAGAAACUAGAAACUUUGAAAACUAGAGGCGAUCAAGAUAGCAAGCCCUUCUUUAGAGUGGUCUCGUCCAGCAGUGCCUCUAGAAUGCUUUUGAAGACUUGACCCAGGAUGGUGCCAGUGAUAGAACAGACCACCAGAGCUCUGUUUGGCUCUCCGUGCCUCAUCCAAUGCUCUAGAAAACAAUGGAACCCCUUCCACAUCCCAUCGGUGCUCCACCACCAAACGGCUCGACAUCGCAUCGAACUACUAUAUGCCAUUUACUCAGAUUUACAUCAACACGCUUGUGUACAUUUUUUCAUAGCUUUAAAACCUUGAGUCCAUCAUUGACGUCACACCGUCAUAGAAAAUAAACCUCAAGAACAAAAACCACACGAUCAAACCACACAUUACCUCAUGAAUCACUUGAUACCUGGAAUAGUGGCAGCGCGACAUGGGAUGACUCAUCCCGCUCUGUUACUCCAGAAAGCCAGGCUACCUUCAGGAACCCUGAUGGUAUGCUCCCUUUCUGCUCACUGAUAUGCAAUACAUCCUCUCAUGAUUUCAAACUACCUCUGACUCUGACAGAAGCUGUUGCUCAGCACACACAAACCAAUGCAAGGCACGGUAGUGUGCAUUCAGAUGUUGAACCUUAUACUGUACAUUAAAGCGAGGUCAUGCCGGUUGAUUGUUGUCUUGUCAUGGGGAACAACAAUUUGUCUGCAACUGUUUUGUUUGAUUCAGUCGGGUAAACAAUAUGUAAUCCAGAAAGAAGCAAAAGUCAGAUAUGACAGAGCCAUGUGCAUCAACUUUAAAGGAAAACUCCAUCUGUCCUGUUGGUUAUGAUGAGUCGUACAAGUGCUUUUUACAAGGGUACAAGGAGUGCACAGACAGGAAGAAAGUUUUUCAAGUUUUGACCUAAAAUAUGUUGUGACUUCCAGCUUUUACCACAUUGUCAGAACAACAUUUUAAAAGGCUUAACAAAAACUAAUUACACCCAAAGUAUUGUUUACAUUUUUACUGCACUAUGUGUGCAGUAAAAAUUCUGGAAUUAGCGCUACAGGUAGACGUUUUUAUUUGCAUGUUGAAGUAUCGUACUCGAAAAAUCUGUAUGUAAACAGCAAAAAGAAAAGAAAACAAACAUCCUCAACUGCAGAAAAAAAUUAGCUGAUACAAGCUGAGCAAUUACCCCAAAUCCCCGAAGACCUCCGUAGAUGGUUCGAUGGCCAAGUUCCGGUUCACAGCCUCUACUUGCUCUGCUCUGUCUCCGGGCGGACUACGCUUUAGCCAAGUUUCUUUUGCUCAAACCAAGUGAUAGAAAUGCGCCUAAUUCACAUACAUUUUUUUCUUUGACAUUUCAAAAGUUUGUUUCGCUAGACAUUUGAAUGUAAACACACUGACUUUGAGUAAAAGGUUUAAUGAUACAGUUGGAAUUCAUUCCUAAGGCAAUAAGAUGCCUCACUGAUAGUGGUAUGGAUGCAGGGCCAUUAGUUAUCCACCUUGCAGAUGCCAGAACAUCUGUCUGUGCUUUCUAGAUCCAAACGCUUCAGCUUGGUUCAGAAUGUGUUUACUUGACUCCAACCUCGUUUGUGAAGAGUUGCCAGAUAUUACCAAUGUGACAAAAAUGUCAUCAUAACCUUCAGGCGUGAUGGUCAAAACUUCUGAAAUAAGACAGGUCAAAAACAUAAUCCAAAUGUUUUCCUUUAAUUGGAGACGACUCUAAAGCCUACAGUCCAACAUGUGCAGUUUCUAAAUCCAUUUGUCCAUAAUUAGUCCGUGCAUCAAAUGUUACAUCUUUGUUUCUUAGUUUCAGCUUCAGCUUCGGUUGUUUCUAUACAUCGCUCCAUACAUCUGGUCCUAGAGUUGAAGUGAAGUCUUUAGAGUCCGUCUCCAUCAUCACUUGGCGCUUACUGUCCUGACAUUAUCUUUUUUAGAGAUUCCUGGAAAAAGCCUCCAUUCAGUGGUCUGUUUUUAAUACUUAAAACAUUAAAGCAGCUGACAUAUUACGUACUGUUUUUUCAUAUUUAACUUAAUGUUAAUUUGUAUCUCAACAUUGUAAUGAAACCAUCAUCUGCAAACUGGGACUUCUGUUUGACAAACGGUAACUUGAAUUUAUUUUGUUCUGAUUUACACACACAAGUGUCUCUAUGGCACUACAUGAUAUAACUACAAAUGUGUUUUUGUUUUUUUGGCUUUGAAUAGUUGGAGUUGUUUUUCCUGAGUUAUGUACUACCUAUAUAUGUACAGUACCAUAAACAGACCGUUAAAAAUGGACUAAUCAAUUGACAAAUACCUACCUCCAGUCUCUUCACAUUGAUGUAUGAUAUGAUCUAUAUCAGGACUGCAGAAGCUCCUUACUUAAUGUAUCAGAUCAAGCUUCCAAUCUCAGUACAUUUGGAUUCUCACAUUCAAAGUGACUUUCAGGUUUUGAAAAAGAUAUGUCUGGAUUUUGUAUAUUGUAUUCAUGAAUAUGUUUUCUUGUUUUUAAUUAGUAGAUAUCGAUAUACUUGAUUAGCUGUUUUGUGUACUUCACAAACAUGUGAUUUUCUUUUUUUGUGAUAUGGUUUAAACACAAGCUAUGUUACUUCCGUAUAUGGAAUUUCUUUUUACUUAGUGAUGGAUUAUACCUUUUUUCACCCGUCACCAUGGCAACAUUUGAUGAGUUGACAUUGUAUUUUAAACGGCCUGAGGUAGAGCCUCAGAGGAGCUACGUUGAUCCUGUCAAACCUGCCUUCAUCAGCAACACCAGAAUGGAACCCGUGACUUAGCACAAGUUGGGGUACACUCAUCAGCCAACAAUAUGCACAGUGUUUUGAAUCAUAGGGUGCCUUCACACUGUAAAGCAAACUCUCCCCUUGGUUUAUUCAAAAUGUGACCCCUGUACUAGGCUGUCUGUGUUUAUUUGUCACAAAGAGCCAGCCUAACAACUGUCCAGAUGUUAGCUGUAGCUGUUAGCUUGCUAGCAACAUCUAAAACAUUGGUGCAAGAACCUCCUUUUGACAAAGCACGUUUAUCUGCUGCCAGUCUUUGUCCGAGGUUUAAGCCACACUAAAAACUCAGGUUAGUAGUGCACUUCAGCCUCUUGUGGCAGGAAUGAAUAUUACAACAACAAACACCUGUUUUAGAGAUGAAACAAAAAGAAUAAUCUUGGUGAAACAUGUUCCCACCUGUUCCUCAGUCAUAAACACAGGAGAGCAAAUUAUUUAGAUCGUACUUUGAAUAUGGAUCACCUUUUAUUUCUCACUUCCCUCUCAGGGCUUCCGUACCUUAUUGGACUAACAACAACUAUAACAAAAUAUUUGAAGUGUUGUCAGAAGGCCUAAGGCCUUGAAAAACUACAUCAGUAAUUACAAGUUACUAAACUAUUUCUGUUGCCUUCAAUACAUAUGCAGACACGGUGCAGGCGAUGCUGUUGCUAAUAAUCCAACCAAUCCACAAGCUGCUGUUAAAUGAGCUACCUGAGCAAUACUCCAUGAACUGUGUGCAGCUGUUAAUGAUGGCUGAUCAGUAGCUUUGAAUGAAUGGCUUUGAAACAGACAUGUAACACCGCCCCUCCAUCAGCCAGAGGGACCCCAUGUAGACCUGCUAUUAACAUGUGAUCUGCAUCUAUCUGGAUCAGGAAAAAAGACGUGCAUCACGUGAUAGUACCAGGUGUAAAUGGGGUCUAAGUGACACCCCAGAGCUUGUCAAGCUCCAGGCUUUGAGCUUUUUAAAGAUGAUGGGGAGUUCAGUAGAAUCCCAAACACCUCCUGAUGUUCUCUGGAGGCGAUGCUACCUCGCUGUUGGGCAGAGUGGUUGUAGGAGCUGUUGACAAGCGUUCAGCUUUGGGAGCCUUAAUGAAGUUUGCUCUUCAUGAUAUCAUGUUCUAGUACAAUCAAAUACAAAUUGCUACCUCCAGAAAGCCCUACUUUUACCUCAUUUUCAAACUUACUGUUCAAAAUUCAGGUGUCCGAGAGCAUAUGGAGAACAUUUUAAAAUGUUAUAUAUAUAUAUAGUUUAUUUUUGUGGGGGAUGAAUUUUAUAAGACUGUUUUUCUCUGCCUCUCAGUCACCGUUCGGUAAGACCGGACAUGUAACCUUUAUGUUUCUUACCUUAUGCAAUGUUUCGUAGAAGUGAGAAGAGCUUCCGGCUCUCCCCUGCCUUACUCCUUCUGUAUCAUUUCAAAUGUCUUCUACCAUAUAUAACUUUUGUUGCUUUCUCUAUCCACAUAGUAUUACUGUCUUUCAUUUCACUGCAAA
Molecule: messenger RNA, 6021 nt
Organism: Cyclopterus lumpus (lumpfish)
Lineage: Eukaryota; Metazoa; Chordata; Actinopteri; Perciformes; Cyclopteridae
Gene: hmga2
Product: high mobility group AT-hook 2
Exons: 5
Coding region: 359-697 (112 amino acids)
Biological process (GO): regulation of DNA-templated transcription
Cellular component (GO): chromatin; nucleus
Molecular function (GO): DNA binding; transcription coregulator activity
Source: RefSeq, a predicted model, not a curated record